This is a messenger RNA of Sorex araneus (European shrew), 1122 nucleotides long. RefSeq lists its product as uncharacterized. The record is from RefSeq and is a predicted model, not a curated record. Lineage: Eukaryota; Metazoa; Chordata; Mammalia; Eulipotyphla; Soricidae. The transcript is spliced from 6 exons. Gene Ontology annotation, biological process: immunoglobulin production; immune response. The annotation marks the transcript as partial.
AUGGCCUGGACUGCUCUCCUGCUCAUGCUCCUCUUUCACUGCACAGAUAAUACAAGUCUUUCAUUGCAGGGUCCCUCUCCAGCCUGUGCUGACUCAGGAGUCCUUGGUCUCUGCAUCUCUUGGAACAGCAGCCAGACUCACCUGCACCCUGAAGAGUGGUAUCAGUGUUGGCAGCUACACAGGUACCAGCAGAAGACUGGCAACUCUCCCAAGUUUCUCCUUAGUUACCACACAAGUACACAGUUGGGAUCUGGAGUUUCUGAUCGCUUCUCUGGAUCCAAAGACACCUCGGCCAAUUCGGGACUCCUGCACAUCUCUGGGCUGCAGCCUGAGGAUGAGGCUGACUAUUACUGUCUGUGUACCCAGGCAUUUGCAUCUGGCCUGGCUGAGGGUGUGGUCGCCACUGUAGGGGACGUGGCCUCCUCAAAGGACAAGCACGGUAGGAAGACUUGCUACCCAUUCAAGAAGGAGGAGGUUAGAGUGCUCAAAAGAAUGCAUUACCACUGGAGACUCGAUGACUGGGGUGAAGGGGAGUGGGGGCAAGGGUCCAGUUCUCAGGCUGUGGUGACUCAGGAAACUUCACUGACUGUGAACCCAGGAGGGACAGUCCUUAUCACAUGUGCUUCCAGCACUGGAGCAGUCACUGAUGGUCACUAUCCACACUGGUUCCAGCAGAAGUCUGGUCAAGCCCCCAAAACAAUGAUUUAUGACACAAACAAAAAACACUCCUGGACUACAGCCAGGUUCUCAGGUUCCAUCCUUGGGGACAAAGCUGCCCUCACAAUCUCAGGGGUCCAAUCAGAGGAUGAGGCUGAAUACUAUUGUUGGCUGUUAUACAGUAAUGCUUGACACAAAUCCUCACUAGCCACAACUCCUGGAGGCACAGUUACACUCACCUGUGGCUCCAGUACUGGGGCUGUCACCACCAAUCACCUUGCCAGCUGGGUUCAACAGAAGCCCUACCAGAAACCCUGGGGUCUAAUGGGUGGAACCAGUAAUAGAUAUCCUGAUGUUCCUGCCCGAUUCUCUGGCUCCCUGCUUGGAAACAAGGCAGUCCUCACCAUCACUGGAGCCAAGGAAGAGGACGAGGCUGAGUAUUUCUGUGCUCUGUGGUUCAGCAAC